Messenger RNA from Mesorhabditis belari, 576 nucleotides. The record is from the annotation of a GenBank genome assembly. Lineage: Eukaryota; Metazoa; Nematoda; Chromadorea; Rhabditida; Rhabditidae.
AUGGACUCAAGCCAGAUGGAAAUGAGGAAUUUGACGUACGAAAUGAGGAAUUUGACGUAUGAAAUGAGGAAUUUGACGUACCAAAUAUGGAAUUUGACGUACGAAAUAUGGAAUUUGACGUGCGAAAUAUGGAAUUUGACGUACGAAAUGAGGGAUUUGACGUAUGAAAUGAGGAAUUUGACGUAUGAAAUAUGGAAUUUGACGUACGAAAUGAGGGAUUUGACGUAUGAAAUAUGGAAUUUGACGUACGAAAUGAGGAAUUUGACGUACGAAAUAUGGAAUUUGACGUACGAAAUAUGGAAUUUGACGUACGAAAUAUGGAAUUUGACGUACGAAAUAUGGAAUUUGACGUACGAAAUGAGGAAUUUGACGUACGAAAUAUGGAAUUUGACGUACGAAAUAUGGAAUUUGACGUACGAAAUAUGGAAUUUGACGUACGAAAUAUGGAAUUUGACGUACGAAAUAUGGAAUUUGACGUACGAAAUAUGGAAUUUGACGUACGAAAUGAGGGAUUUGACGUAUGAAAUGAGGAAUUUGACGUACGAAAUGAGGGAUUUGACGUAUGAAAUAGGAAUU